Oryza sativa Japonica Group (Japanese rice) is the source of this 2398-nucleotide messenger RNA. Its product is annotated as THO complex subunit 4A. Gene Ontology annotation, cellular component: nucleus. NCBI's taxonomy places the organism in Eukaryota, Viridiplantae, Streptophyta, Magnoliopsida, Poales, Poaceae. Gene Ontology annotation, biological process: mRNA export from nucleus. The record is from RefSeq and is a predicted model, not a curated record. Gene Ontology annotation, molecular function: mRNA binding.
CGCCCUCGUGGAGUCGUGGGUCUCUCUCGCGACCGCCUCACCACGCGUUAUCCCUACGCGUCCGUCUCCCCCCUUUAUUUUUAUCGCGCCCGCCACCGAAAAGACGAAAAAAAUCUCCCAAUUCCCCAACCCUAACGCCGCUCUCGCCUCCACCCCCCAAAUCCCGAAUCCGCCGCCUCUUCGUUCGUCGUCGAGCUCGCUCGCUCGCCCAACCCUAGCGCGCCAGAUCUACCCGCCCCCGAGCAGCCGCCAUGGCGGAGACCCUCGACAUGACGCUCGACGACAUCAUCAAGAACAACAAGAAGGCCAACCCCUCGUCCGGCCGCGGCCGCCGCGGAUCUGCCGCUGGCGGCGGCGGCGGCGGGGGUGGGGGUGUUGGUGGUGGCGGCGGCGGCGGCGUGGGGCCGACGAGGCGGCCCUUCAAGAGGUCGGGGAACAGGGCGGGGCCCUACCAGCCGCCCAAGGCCCCUGAAUCGGCGUGGCAGCACGACAUGUACUCGGAUGUCGCGGCAGGCGGCGGCGGCGGCAGCGGCGGAGGCGGGAGGGUCUCGGCUAUCGAGACUGGCACCAAGCUCUACAUCUCCAAUUUGGACUUCGGCGUCUCGACCGAGGAUAUCAAGGAGCUUUUCUCUGAAUUAGGUGAUCUUAAGAAAUACGUAAUUCACUAUGACAGAAGUGGGAGGUCUAAGGGAACAGCUGAAGUUGUAUUUGCAAGGCGUGGCGAUGCUGUCGCAGCAGUGAAGAAAUAUAACAAUGUGCAACUUGAUGGUAAGCCAAUGAAAAUAGAGAUUCUUGGGACCAAUACUCCUACAGCUGCAGCUGCUCUUCCAGCAAAUAACGGAGGCUACGUUAGAAAUGUUGCUAAGAGUGCACCAAGGGGUGGCCCAGCUGGACUACCGCAGGGUAGACCUCGUCCAAGGGGGGGUGGGAGGCGCCGUGGUGGCGGAGGAGGCAGUGGUGGUCCUGGUGGAUCCGGUGGUCGCCGUGGCAAAGAGCGUAGCCAGCCAAAGUCUGCUGAAGAACUUGAUGCUGACUUGGAGAAAUACCAUGCAGAUGCGAUGCAGACCAACUAGAUCUUCACGGUGUUGAUAUUUCAACAUGAAAUCUGAAGGAUGUUUAUCUGCUUGUUCCUGCUAUUUGUGCUACCAUGUUCAGUGGCAACAACAAAACCUUUGUUUGUCGGGUCUUGGUUUACUGAAUUGUACGGUUUUAUGUGUCUACAUAGAACUAGAGUUAAGUGGAUGCUGGUGAACACUGUUAUGAAUAUUACUUGGUUGCCACUUAUGUUCCUUUUUCUGCGGAGUGAAGGCCUGCUCGAGUUGCUCCACAUACAGAAGUUACUGAAGAUGUAUGAGGUGCUCGUAUCUUCUGACUCCUUUAACAUACAUCAUCUUCAACGGCAUUGUUGCAUGGUUAUUUGGACAUUGUUCCUCUCUGUACAAGGGUUAUAAGGCUCAGCCAUCCUCAAUGAGGUGGCUGGUGCUUUUUUUGUUAUUUAUCAUUCUGCUAUUGUUGAUUUUGGGCUUAGCAAUAUUCUUCUACCCGUUAGUGAUUCAUAUGACAGCGGCUGGAGGGGUCACUUUCAUUUUAAAGUUGAUUUCCUCCUUGCAAAAUCUGCACCGUCAUAUGAUUAUUCUAUCUUCUAGCCAGCUGAUCGUCAGUUUGAAGAAGCAUCGAGGUGCAAAUUCUGAUUUAAAAUUUGCUAUUGAUAUUUGAUAGUUAUUCAAGUCUUAACAGCAUAUGUAGGCUUUGGACUUCAUUUCUUGGCCCUCCAUCCAUUGCCUUCUUAUUCUGUGUGAUGUUAGCAUUGCAGUGGAUCUUCAUUUUCAUUAAAAAUAGCCAUCAAACUCCUUUAGUAUCCCAACUAGGUAUGUCAUGAUCAUGUAACUGUGCUGGGAAGAUCCAUCUAUUAUGCUCAUGUUUCUGCCCUGCCGUUCAGUUUUCAACUGUUGCACUCAGUUUUCAACAGAAGGAUCCAUCCAUCUUGUUGCUCAUCAAUAAGGAUUUCUCAGUUUAUUGAUUAUUUGAGUAUCAUCCAAGUGUUGGCCUACUUGAUUGGAGGUGUUGAAUAACAAAUUUCAUAACCUUAUAAGAGGCAAAUUUUGAUGGCUGGCUCGAUGGUCAUGUUUGUCAGGCAAUGUCAAUGGCAUCAGUUCAGUAUUUUGGAAAUGGUACGGUGUAGUCAUCAUUUAGAUGGCAUUAGGUUAACUGGAAUUGAAAUAAUCGUUUAGAUUCUUUGCCCAGAUUCAAUUACAUAAAGCAAAAUAGGUUUACUUUUUUUUUUUUUGGGUUUGCAAUGUGGAAAGCUCCUAGGUGAUAGAUGUGGAAAUUUCAAUUUGCUCCUUCUGUUGUAAUUGAGGCUUGAGGUUUAUUCUGCGUUGCAGUUUUUUGCCCUCAA